CGCCAUGGACGGCGCGGACGGCGCGACCCCGCUCUUCGCCCCGCCGCUGCCCGACAACUGCAGCCUGUCGCCCACCGCCGGCGGCCCGACCCCCGGCCCCGGCCUGGCCCUCGCGCCCGCCUCCAGCGCCGGCCCCGGCCCGACCCCGGCCCCGCAGCCGCACACGGCCGGCAGCCUCGCGGGGGGCGCGGCGAGCCCGGGCCCCUCCGGCUUCCCCCGGGCCUGGGCCGCGCCCGCGCCCGCGUUCUGGGACACGCCGCUGAGCCACGCGCUGAACGUGCUGGUGGGCGCCGCCCUGUGCAUCGCCAUGCUCGGCCUGGGCGGCACCGUGGACGUGACCCGCUUCGGGGCGCACGUCCGCCGGCCCCUGGGCGCGCUGCUGGCCGCGCUCUGCCAGUUCGGCCUCCUGCCGCUGCUGGCCUUCCUGCUGGCGCUCGCCUGCCGGCUGGACGAGGUGGCCGCCCUGGCCGUGCUGCUGUGUGGCUGCUGCCCCGGCGGGAAUCUCUCCAAUCUCAUGUCCCUGCUGGUUGACGGCGACAUGAACCUCAGCAUCAUCAUGACCAUCUCCUCCACGCUUCUGGCCCUGGUCUUGAUGCCCCUGUGCCUGUGGAUCUACAGCCGGGCUUGGAUCAACACCCCCCUGGUGCAGUUGCUACCCCUAGGGACUGUGACCCUGACUCUCUGCAGCACUCUCAUCCCUAUUGGGCUGGGCGUUUUCAUUCGCUACAAAUACAACCGGGUGGCUGACUACAUCGUGAAGGUUUCCCUGUGGUCUAUGCUAGUGACUCUGGUGGUCCUUUUCAUAAUGACCGGCACUAUGUUAGGACCUGAACUGCUGGCAAGUAUCCCUGCAGCCGUGUACGUGGUAGCAAUUUUUAUGCCCUUGGCAGGCUACGCUUCAGGCUACGGCCUCGCUGCUCUCUUCCGUCUUCCACCCAACUGCAAGAGGACUGUCUGUCUGGAAACGGGGAGUCAGAAUGUGCAGCUCUGCACGGCCAUUCUAAAACUGGCCUUUCCACCACAACUCAUAGGAAGCAUGUACAUGUUUCCCUUGCUCUAUGCCCUUUUCCAGUCUGCAGAAGCAGGGAUUUUUGUUUUAAUAUACAAAAUGUAUGGAAAUGAAAUGUUGCACAAGCAAGAUCCUCUAGAUGAAGAUGAAGAUACAGAUAUUUCUUAUAAGAAACUAAAAGAAGAGGAAAUGGCAGACACUUCCUAUGGCACAGUGAAAGCAGAUAAUUUAAUAAUGAUGGAAACCGCCCAGACCUCUCUCUGAACACGGAGACACACGGGAGCUUCUAACUUGCUGAGCUAUUACUUCAUAUUUAUGGCCUGUGGUAGUCCAUAUGGUUUACAACAUAAAGGAUAACAACCGGUUCACAUUAUCAUACAUGUAACAAUUAUGCUCUUCUCAUUUUAAGGUUCGUUGGUGUAUUAACCAAGCAUUUUCACAAAUUACAGAUCAAUGUUGUAAUAUGAUUUGCACCUGGGACAGCUCAAGUGUUGCCUGAACUCGUUAAAAGUGCUUUUUGAUUUUUACCAUUACCAA
Lemur catta (Ring-tailed lemur) is the source of this 1546-nucleotide messenger RNA. It is a transcript of the gene SLC10A4, whose product is annotated as solute carrier family 10 member 4. The transcript is spliced from 3 exons. The record is from RefSeq and is a predicted model, not a curated record. NCBI's taxonomy places the organism in Eukaryota, Metazoa, Chordata, Mammalia, Primates, Lemuridae. Bases 5 to 1273 code for a protein of 422 amino acids. Gene Ontology annotation, cellular component: membrane. Gene Ontology annotation, molecular function: bile acid:sodium symporter activity. Gene Ontology annotation, biological process: bile acid and bile salt transport.